UCUCGCUCUCUCUCUUAUCUGUAAGCAUCACUGAGAAUUUUACACGUUUAUGGAGGAGCUCUUGCUCUUCAUCAUCUGGGCUUAUUCUUAUUUUACUGUUUUUUUUUCUAGAGAGAGAGAGAGAGAGAUACCUUAAAAUCCAAUCCAUUCCAAUGCAAAAGCAGGACCAGAUUUGCGUAAAAUCCACUUUAUUGCUUCGAUCACCUUCCUGUGUUCUCUCUCUCUCUCUCUCUCUUUUGGAGUAUUUCCAUAACUUGAAACCUAAGCAUGAUUUUCCAUCGAUCAACCCUUUAAAUCAUUGGAAAUAUUUCUCGAAUUUGCCACUAUUGUACUGUCCAAGAACAGAUCCUCCUUUAUCAUCUCUGGCUCCUAAGUCCUACCUUAUCAUGUCUUGAAUCCUCCAGUUCAUCAAGCAGAAGGGUUCUGUGAAUCUUCGAGCUUGAUCUCAUUAGAAACUUGGGUUCUUUUGAUCCAUCAUCCACCGAAAUGGGGCGCCAUUCUUGCUGUGUCAAGCAGAAACUCCGCAAAGGAUUAUGGUCUCCUGAAGAAGAUGAGAAACUGUUCAACCACAUCACUAGAUUUGGUGUUGGUUGUUGGAGUUCAGUUCCUAAACAAGCAGGUCUUCAGAGAUGUGGCAAGAGUUGUAGACUGAGAUGGAUUAACUACCUAAGACCAGAUCUCAAGAGAGGGAUGUUCUCCCAACAAGAAGAGGAUCUGAUUAUCAAUCUCCACGAGAUUCUCGGAAACAGGUGGGCUCAGAUUGCAGCACAAUUACCUGGAAGAACGGAUAAUGAGAUAAAAAACUUCUGGAAUUCUUGUUUGAAGAAGAAACUCAGGCAGCGGGGGAUUGACCCAGACACCCACAAGCCCUUGUCUGAAAUUGAAGCUCAAGAUGAGAAGAAAUGCAGAGAAUUACAAGAACCCUACUUACAACCACCUCCACCCAAGAGACAACGAACCCUAUCAAGUUCAGAACUUGGGACUGUAGUUGCCAUUAACGAUUCAAGCUUCUGUGAUGCCAAGCCAGCAGUCUUUGAUCCCUUCCCUUUGUUUGAUUUCCAAGAGAGCACAAACAAUCCUACGGGGCCUAACCACAACCUCCUCUAUCAACAACACCAAGAUUUUGUUGGUGUUCCACAGGAAAGCAAUUAUCCCACAUCAGAUCUGUCUACCAUAACUUUUGAUCAGAAUCAGACUCAAUUGGAGACGAACCCAAAUUUUGGGUUUACUUCGAUGCCUCGUCUAACUUCUUGCGAUAAUUUGACGGAGACAGAUAUUUCAGAGAAUUCAAUCUCUACAUCAAGAAUGAGUGGGUUGUUCUUCAAUGAAGCAAGAGAGAUCAGUUCAAGUAAUACUAAUAAUUGUAACAAUAUGGGUGCAGUGUUCUCAUGGGACUCCAUGUUUCAUCAGUUUCAGCUCAAUGGGAUAAAAUCUGAAGAAAUGAAUCUACAUUCAUGGGAGGAAGAAGAUCAAGAUAGACAACAACAACAUACACAGAGCCCAGAAGAUUUUGGUACCUUUCCAUUAACGUCACUUUCUGAGGAUCUAACAGAGGCAAACUUCGAUCUAUUUGAGCAGAUAUAAGACUGUAAAUUCGACACUGAUUCCCACCGACCAUAGAAAAAGAAAAAAAAAAGGAAAUUCUCUUUUUGGGUUUUUUUUGGAAUUUUCUCCCUAUCCUUUUUUUUUUUUAUCUCUCAUGAACAGAUACAGAUGUUGACAGUACAUGGAAGAUCCUACUUAAAGAGAUUGAGUUGGUGAUCCUUUGAAUUCCCCCCCUCUUUUUUUUUUUUUUUUUUUCAAUUUUUAUUUUCUAAACCUGUUUGUAUACAGGAGGCUUGAAAUAAUUAUGUUAGAGACAUACAGUUUGUGUGAAUAAAAGAUUACUUUCUUUUC
Molecule: messenger RNA, 1896 nt
Organism: Macadamia integrifolia
Lineage: Eukaryota; Viridiplantae; Streptophyta; Magnoliopsida; Proteales; Proteaceae
Product: transcription factor MYB92-like
Exons: 3
Coding region: 487-1584 (365 amino acids)
Biological process (GO): regulation of stomatal movement
Source: RefSeq, a predicted model, not a curated record